UAAAGGGAACUGCAUCAGAUUUCAACAUUUUCACUCAACAAAUCUGUCUGAUGGCAUGAAUGAAGCGAAUAUGGCCGACGAAAGCCAGUACAGCAGAUCAGCUGUUCCUAUACUUUAUGUAGAAAUGAAACCACGUCUGUCUGUUGUGCAAUUCGUCUUGUAUGGUUGUUUGAAAAGCUAUUCCAUAAUCCGUGCUGAGAAAAAUACCCUAACUGUUCGCGUUCCCCUGGCUGGCAGAAGAGAACAAUACAAAUUUACAGAUUUCACAGUCGACCCCUUGUCGUCUAACGGACUCAAUGUCGUCUCCGGUGGAGAGAUGCAGUGGAGAAUGACGCUAAAGUCAUUGUUCGGUGACAAGGUCAAUGAAACUGCGAAUAUAGAGGAGAACAGUUUGGUCACCAAGAGAAUAGUGUCUGAGGUACAGAGCCUGCUUGAGCAUGGAGGAGUUGCUGUCUCAUGUCGGAAUUGUGGAAAGAAAUUAUUUGUCAGGGACAGGCCAUUUUCGAAAGUCCUCCCUCUGCCGUCUGACGGUUGGCAAGAAGUUGCGGAGAAUUGGUUCUGCCACAAGGAAAAGGACGAUGUUCCCGAGAUCAGCAGGUUGCAACCACGGCAGGAUGAAAUACUUAUCGGAGAGACAGACUUCUAUAUGGCGCUGAAUAAGAGUGUUUCUCACUGUUUUAGAUUGAAGGAGAAUUCUGGGGACCUUGUGUGUGACAGGUGUGCUAGAGUGAUAGGGGCAGGUUAUAAAGACCAUGAUAUAUUGUUUGCCGAGGUCUACAUCCAUUCUGUCAUAGUGACGUCUUCAAAAGAAAACGAAGAAAAGACAACUAUUUCAAGUUUAACAACGAACCAGUAUUGUGAUGUGCUCUUCAGCCGGCUCCUCCUCGAUCAAGCCCAGGUCUUCACCAGUUUCAGAUUUAUUGUCGAAAGUAAAGUUGGAGGCAAAUUUAAACCUUUUAUAUUGGUGUGGUUGAUGGACCAGCAAGCCUACCUGGGGACGCCAGACGUCGACACCUCGGCUAAAGAAGUGGUAUUUGUGCCUGUAGUGAAGUUGCUGUACCAAGGAUGCAUAGGAGGCAGGAAUAAAGAAACGGCUGAGCUAUGGUCGCGUGACAUGACGGUCCACAGUAUUGAGCUUCCUUCUUCACUCUGCCUCAAGGUGUUAUCGUCUCUGAUUGAAGCGACAAAGCAAGUGCCGCCUUCCUUAAGAUACCUUAAUGGAUUUCAUGUUGGUCAUUUGAGGAGAUGACCCGCGAAAAGGUGGCGAUAUUUAUGAGUUCGUUGCUUGAAAAUCAGGAAUAUUGACGCUGUUGUACAAUGGAAUCUCCCUUCAAUUUAGAAGCUGCUGUGUACUGUAUAAAAAUGCGAGAUUAUGGUGAAGUGUAUACUUUUUGUGAAAGCACUGCCAAAUGCAAACUUAAAAUGUGAAAAUAUUGACUCAGAACAUUUCUCCGUUUAUAAGUUAUGAAUUUGUAUCAGGUACUGCAUUUAAAUCGUGGCCAUAUUGCUGUUGUACAGAUGUGUUCAUUGCAAUGCGAGAACUUGAAUCGUACAGGUGUAGUUUAAAUCAUGUGCAUUUUAUCAGAUUGAAAAUGGAAACUGGCAGCUUAUUUUGCCUUUUGGUACACAUUUCUCUCCUAAAAAAAGAGUGCCUUAUACCCUUUACAAGUAUUUGAAUAUUUCAAUAAAAUUAUUUUGA
This is a messenger RNA of Lineus longissimus, 1699 nucleotides long. RefSeq names its product E3 ubiquitin-protein ligase E3D-like. Lineage: Eukaryota; Metazoa; Nemertea; Pilidiophora; Heteronemertea; Lineidae. Gene Ontology annotation, molecular function: ubiquitin conjugating enzyme binding; cyclin binding; ubiquitin protein ligase activity. The transcript has 8 exons. The record is from RefSeq and is a predicted model, not a curated record. The coding region runs from base 56 to 1249 and encodes 397 amino acids. Gene Ontology annotation, biological process: proteasome-mediated ubiquitin-dependent protein catabolic process; protein polyubiquitination; protein monoubiquitination. Gene Ontology annotation, cellular component: cytosol; nucleus; ubiquitin ligase complex.